Molecule: messenger RNA, 176 nt
Organism: Eruca vesicaria subsp. sativa (arugula)
Lineage: Eukaryota; Viridiplantae; Streptophyta; Magnoliopsida; Brassicales; Brassicaceae
Source: the annotation of a GenBank genome assembly
AUAUUCAGUCCAUCAGAAUCGAAGUUAAAGAGGGUGUUUCUGCCCGGCGUGUCCUUUAUAUGGAAAUUCGAGGUCAAGGGGCUAUUCCUUUAAUUCGUACUGAUGAGAAUUUUACUACACGAGAAAUUGAGCAAAAAGCUGCUGAAUUGGCUUACUUCUUGCGUGUACCAAUUGAA